Messenger RNA from Quercus robur (English oak), 814 nucleotides. RefSeq names its product nuclear transcription factor Y subunit B-4-like. The transcript has a single exon. NCBI's taxonomy places the organism in Eukaryota, Viridiplantae, Streptophyta, Magnoliopsida, Fagales, Fagaceae. The record is from RefSeq and is a predicted model, not a curated record. Bases 11 to 514 code for a protein of 167 amino acids. Gene Ontology annotation, biological process: regulation of transcription by RNA polymerase II. Gene Ontology annotation, cellular component: CCAAT-binding factor complex. Gene Ontology annotation, molecular function: protein heterodimerization activity; DNA-binding transcription activator activity, RNA polymerase II-specific; RNA polymerase II cis-regulatory region sequence-specific DNA binding.
CACAAGCAACAUGUCUGUGCUUGAGAAGAACAAAAUUCAUUUGAUUGCCAAGCCAACAUUAGAAAUGGAUGAUGAGCAAGAAAGAUUGCUUCCAAUUGCAAACGUGGGUAGGAUCAUGAAGCAAAUCCUCCCCCCAGCAGCAAAGAUUUCCAAGGAAGCCAAACAAACUAUGCAAGAAUGUGCAACUGAGUUCAUAAGUUUUGUCACAGCGGAGGCAUCUGACAAGUGUCACAAAGAGAACAGAAAGACUGUAAAUGGGGAUGACAUCUGUUGGGCUUUGAGUACUCUAGGUUUUGAUAACUAUGCUGAGGCUAUAGUACGGUACUUAUAUAAAUAUAGAGAGGCUGAAAGGCUAAAAGCUAAUCAAAACAAAGGUAAUAGCAUUCCUGACAACUAUGAAGAAGAAUCAAACUAUAGAAGUGGAGGUCAACAUGGGAGGCAAACUGAGCUUCCUAUCCCAUUAGAGUUUAGAGUUAUGGAGAGGGGUGACAACUCUCAAGCAAGACCAUCUUGAACUAUAAUAUUGUCUACUGCAUGACAUGAUGUGAUAAUGAAUAAGAUCACUACUGGAGGUAGAGGUUCAAGCCAUGCGUGUGGAUCUAAUCAACUGAGAAAGAUUUAAAUCUAUCUUUCUUCAAUACUUUUGUAGUUUAAGGUAAAUUUGCAUCUUUGCUCCACUUCAUGUAUCAUUUUCUUCAUAUUGUACCUUUUUUUUUUCUUCCUCUCUUUUGCUGAAGGAGGAGAGGAACUUCUGUAGAUGGUGAUAAACAAUGUAUGUAGUUUGGCUUGCACUUAAUUUGCAGUUUUCAUGACA